Molecule: messenger RNA, 2282 nt
Organism: Daldinia loculata
Lineage: Eukaryota; Fungi; Ascomycota; Sordariomycetes; Xylariales; Hypoxylaceae
Exons: 3
Coding region: 242-2050 (602 amino acids)
Source: RefSeq, a predicted model, not a curated record
AUUAGGUACCUUAAAAGACUAUUACAAGCGCUCGGGCCACCACAUGAUACGAGUGGCUAAUGGUCAUCACGAUAUGAGAAGGUUCAGACUGCUGUUGAUGCUAUAUAUUAUGUACCUAGAAUAGGUCCUUUGCAACUGCCAUGCACUCUGUAUAUGUGGCUUUUACUCAUUUAUAUGAAAUGUAAACCAAGGAAGUAGCGAAACUGAACAGAGGUUAACAUAUAAGCCUUACAGAGUUGCAAUGGAUUUAUGCACUUCUUAUGGUCGUGUGGGCCUGGGAAACCACGACACCAAGACUGGGAGUGGUGAUUCUACGGAAUAUGAGUAUACCUGUCUAUUCCCACCACAUGACUGUCCUCGCGAUGUCUGCGUAAUCCAUGGAAGACCAUCCGCGGCGCAAAUAUCGAUUAGGAUGGCUGAAAAGGUUAGCCGUUACGACCCGACUAACCCCCGAGAGCUAUGUGAGCCGGGCAGUUGGGCACUACGUUUACGCCAAAAGGAGAUCUUUUCAGUUCCUGAAGAAAGAGGUCCUGGAGAGACACAGAAAGCGACCUCCUCGGCUGAUUUCACAACUUCUCGGACAAACAUGAUGGACAGGGCUAAUGCCGAGAUGGUUCUGCCAGCAACUAUUGGUGGAAGUGACUACUCUGAACCUUGGUAUACCCCUGAAUACUUAUCGAAUUCUUCAGGAUUCCCUCAAGAGACGGAAGAGACGGAACUUCCAAACAGUAACCUUUGGAGGCCGGCGAAGCAAUAUGUGCUUGGAGCGAGUAAGGAAAAUCGGAAGACAAAUAUUCCGGACAAUAACGAUUAUGUCGACCGAGUAUUUGCCAACGAGACUAAGCGUCUCGAGGUAAUGAAUUCCCAUUAUAUGCCUAAUUCCCGAUUUCAAAGCAGUAUGCCUCCUCUCAUGUUCCAAUUUGGCAUCCGUUAUGCUCCAGACCCAUACCCGGCACCUGUCCCAGUAUCACGAACCAUCAUGAUCACCGGAUUUCCUGAAUCUACAACUCUCAGCGAUGUUAUGGCGCGAAUCCGUGGAGGACAAAUACUUUCCAUCACAGAAGCUACGAGUCCCGAUCCCGUUGGACCUACCGUGAUCGUCGAGUUUAAAGAAAACAUUGCGGCUUGGGCGUACGUCCACUACGUAGAAAGGGAGAUGCCGUUUGUAUUUUCUGGCGGUUUUAAGGUCACACUGGUAAGCUCACAUAGCUAUCCUACGAAGCCUGAGUUACAGCGUGACCUGUCCAAUGGAUUUACUCGACUAGUGGUUUUUCUCAAUUUCGCAGAGAACCGCUCCUUUGAAUUCUUUGACGACCUUGAGUCUAUUCUUGGAAACCCAGAGGAUAUCCUAGAAGAUUCAUGGAUCGAAAAGGGAGCCUUGUUUAUCCUCUUCAAGAGUGUGGCCGCCGCCAGUAAAUAUUACAAGACAGUUGUAUGGGACCAGGAAAGACUCGAGCCGGGCUCUUUUGACAGUAACUUACACCGAUUCGCCCCGGAUCCCUGCAACAAGCCGCUAUGUGACCUGCAGCAACCUUUCCGACCGGCAAGAUACCCUCAUGAAAGCUUGCUGGACCAAUGGAUAGAAAGAAAGUCUCAAACAGCUACCUCUACUGUCUAUAGUGAUGAUGUCUAUCAGCCACACGCCCCGACUUGCGACCAUGAAGAGUACGAGGAUAAGGGGAGAGAGGGGGGAGUUUCGAGCCAAGCCGAGAAGAAGCAAGAGACGAUCCAGCCCAUCGUGAACCUACUUGACUCGCCCAUCCACGAAAUCAGCCACGAGAAAUUCCCUGUCAUAACCGAAUCUCCGACAAAAGAACCCCAGGAACGAUACACGCUUAUAGACCUCUCUAUAGACGAAGAUAAAGACGAGAAAAUGAUACCAAAACAUAUACUGCCGCAAAACGACCCAGCCUAUCACGAAUUAUUGCACCGUGAUAGCUCCGAUCUUGUCCGCCUGUCCGAGGCCAACGCCAUCUUCCACGCUCAGCCCUUCCGAACUAUUCCCAAGGCAGAAAUGCGUGCACGAUAUUCCGGCAUAUUUGAGUCCUAGACUAAAAGGAUUAUUAGACGGGUGCGACAUCAAAUUUUCAAGAAGGCGUACCAGUAUCAGAAAUGGAGUUGGGAUGCUUAGCAAGAGUCCCGUUCACAACUUAUGGUUCGGGUUUACUUGCGGGAUAUAUCAGUCCUAUGGGAUAGCUAGCCCGAACUCGUCCUGUUAACUCCUGCGAGAUGGAUGUUUACACGGAGUUUCUGGAAGCCUUUCUAUCUGCUUGCGUUAUUUU